GAUUCGUCCGCCACACUUUCCGAAUUUCCUUCCUUUCCUUCAUUCACCCGCACCGCAUACCUGGUCCGCAGCUACUAUGGUGCUCGAUUUAGACCUGUUUCGCACCGACAAAGGCGGCAAUCCUGAAAUCGUGAGGGAGACCCAGAGGAAACGGUUUAAAGAUGUGUCUCUGGUGGAUAAACUUGUACAGGUGGACACAGAAUGGAGGAAAUGUCGCUUUACUGCAGAUAAUCUAAACAAGGCCAAGAAUCUGUGCAGCAAGGCCAUAGGUGAAAAAAUGAAGAAGAAAGGGCCAGUUGGUGAUGAUGAGACUCUUCCAGAUGAGGCACAGAACUUGGAAGCCCUCAAUGCAGAAACAUUAUCACCCCUCACGGUGACUCAGAUCAAAAAGGUGCGGUUACUGGUGGAUGAAGCAGUGCAGAAGACAGACAGUGAUCGACUAAAGCUGGAGGCGGAACGCUUUGAGUACCUGAGAGAGAUCGGAAACCUUUUACACCCCUCUGUGCCCAUUAGCAAUGAUGAGGAUGCAGAUAAUAAGGUGGAGCGCACCUGGGGUGACUGCUCGGUGCAGAAGAAGUACUCUCACGUGGACCUGGUCGUCAUGGUGGAUGGAUACGAAGGAGAAAAAGGAGCAAUUGUGGCUGGUAGCAGAGGAUACUUCCUCAAGGGGCCUCUAGUUUUCCUGGAGCAGGCCUUAAUAAACUAUGCAUUACGGAUCCUGUACAGCAAGAACUACAAUGUCCUCUACACACCCUUCUUCAUGAGGAAAGAAGUUAUGCAGGAGGUUGCUCAGCUGAGCCAGUUUGAUGAUGAACUCUACAAGGUGAUUGGGAAAGGAAGCGAGAAGUCCGAUGACAAUACAGUGGACGAGAAGUAUUUGAUUGCCACAUCAGAGCAGCCAAUCGCUGCCUUCCUGAGAGAUGAGUGGCUGAAGCCAGAGGACCUCCCCAUCCGGUAUGCCGGCUUCUCCACCUGCUUCAGACAGGAAGUGGGCUCUCACGGCAGAGACACGCGUGGGAUCUUCAGGGUCCAUCAGUUUGAGAAGAUUGAGCAGUUUGUGUACGCCUCUCCACAUGACAACAAAUCCUGGGAGAUGUUUGAUGAAAUGAUCGGAAUUGCUGAAGGGUUUUAUCAGUCAUUAGGAAUUCCCUACCGCAUCGUCAACAUUGUGUCAGGUGCAUUGAACCAUGCCGCCAGUAAAAAGCUGGAUUUGGAGGCUUGGUUCCCAGGCUCCCAGGCCUUUAGAGAGCUUGUGUCCUGCUCAAACUGCACUGACUACCAGGCUCGCCGCCUGCGUAUCCGCUACGGCCAGACCAAGAAGAUGAUGGACAAGGCUGACUUUGUGCACAUGCUAAAUGCCACCAUGUGCGCGACCACUCGUGUUAUCUGUGCGAUCCUGGAAAACUUCCAGACAGAGGAAGGCAUCACCAUUCCAGAACCUCUCAGGGCAUUCAUGCCUCCAGGUUUAACAGAAAUGAUCAAGUUUGUGAAGCCUGCCCCUAUUGACCAGGAGGCAUCCAAGAAGCAGAAGAAACAACAGGGAGGAGGCAAGAAGAAGAAACAGCAAGGUGGUGAUGCUGAUCUAGAGAAUAAAGUAGAGAAUAUGUCAGUCAAUGACUCAUAAACCCGCCCACUACAAUCCAAGCAAUAACAAUGGUUCUUCAUGAAACUUCCCUUUUAUGACCCCUCCCACCCCCCCCAUCCCAAUUCACUGUCAUUGUCCACUGACAAAGGCACUCCAUUUCUUCCAUUUCAUCUCCUUUGCUUUAUUUUAUUCUCUGACAGUUUUAUGGGGCUGUCUUUGGUACAAUUUAAAUCUUUUAUUCAAAAUGCAUGAUGGUGUGACAGACAUACUGUAUAUCCAAUUAACAGAGAUGUCUCCAAUGACUCUGUAAUUUCCGAGGCAUUGUUGUAUUAAGAGAUAGUUAAAAUCAAAACUGUAAUGAAGGGAAUAUGCAUGGUUAUAAAAAAUACUUCAAUAUACUGCAUCAAUGCCAUGUUAGAAGAGGGUAUUUCAGCUUAUUCUGAAUGGAAGUAGGUUUUGCAGAAUGAAAAGACCUCUUUCUUUCAAUAUUCUGUCCUAGAAAUAAUACCUGCGCCAUAAAUAAGCAUAAUGGAAGUGUAAAUGUUAAGGUUAUAAUGAAUUACUUAUCAAUUCACAUUGUCACAUACCUUAAAGUAAUAUGGAAUGUGCAGUUAUAAAUGCUGUUGUCAUUCAUUUCUGACUUUUUCUUCAUAGAUGAGGUUUCUUGUGAUUUGUCUGUAAAACAGGGAAUGUUAUUAUAUGUAGAGUACUUUAAUAACAUGCCUUGUUUUAGAUGUCAUUAUCAUGGCUUAUGAGAAAUAAAUCAAUACUG
Xyrauchen texanus (razorback sucker) is the source of this 2357-nucleotide messenger RNA. It is a transcript of the gene sars1, whose product is annotated as seryl-tRNA synthetase 1. The transcript has 11 exons. Bases 77 to 1624 code for a protein of 515 amino acids. The record is from RefSeq and is a predicted model, not a curated record. Gene Ontology annotation, molecular function: serine-tRNA ligase activity; ATP binding; tRNA binding. NCBI's taxonomy places the organism in Eukaryota, Metazoa, Chordata, Actinopteri, Cypriniformes, Catostomidae. Gene Ontology annotation, biological process: seryl-tRNA aminoacylation. Gene Ontology annotation, cellular component: cytosol.